Messenger RNA from Echinops telfairi (small Madagascar hedgehog), 1100 nucleotides. It is a transcript of the gene GPX8, whose product is annotated as glutathione peroxidase 8 (putative). Lineage: Eukaryota; Metazoa; Chordata; Mammalia; Afrosoricida; Tenrecidae. Gene Ontology annotation, molecular function: glutathione peroxidase activity. Gene Ontology annotation, biological process: response to oxidative stress. The transcript is spliced from 2 exons. Bases 570 to 1100 code for a protein of 176 amino acids. The record is from RefSeq and is a predicted model, not a curated record.
UGAAGAGCUUUGGGGUUCGUGCGGCCCUUUGGCAUCCCACUUGCAGUCUGGGUAAAGCGUCUGCUCUUUGUACUAUCAAUUCCUUGAACUCAGAUGGCAUAUUCCAUCCAGACACAUCAUAAUAAUAAAUCGGGUUGUGCAUCGUAUGAGCAGAUUCCAUUUCAUCUACAUUCUGAGCCAUUGCUGAGCGGCAUAUACCCAACCCUGUCCUGGCAGCGUACGGCUCAAGACAUCCCAUCAGGACCGAAUGAUGCUCAGUCAGUGAGCACUCGCAGCUGUCUGGAUACAAGCGCGCCAUCUUCUGCUCAAACAUUGUCCGUGCCGGCUGUGGGCAAGAACUACCCCGAAUGACCUGCUUUUUCUCUAGCGAUGACUGCCCUUGGCGUCUCCGGGUAACUACUUGGCUCUCUUCGUUCGUUCUGCAGGCUCGCUCCACGUCCCUUCUGUGAAGGGUCUCUCCGGUGUGCACGGUGACGCCAGCGCGCCCGCGGGCCCGGGUUUUCCGCCCAACGGAGCCGGUGUCGGGUUUCCGCUCCUCCUGGAAUCCCGCCGCCAGCCUUCCCUCUGGAAUGCUCAAAAUGGAGCCUCUGGCCGCUUCUCCUUUAAAGUACUCGGGGCCCAAAGCGAAGGUCUUUGCCGUCUUCCUGUCUAUGGUUCUCUGCACAGUAGUGCUCUUUCUGCUGCAACUCAAGUUUCUGAAAACGAGAAUCAACAGCUUUUAUGCCUUUGAAGUGAAGGAUGCAAAAGGAAGGACCGUUUCUCUGGAAAAGUUUAAAGGAAAAGUCUCGCUAGUUGUAAACGUGGCUAGUGACUGCCAACUCACACACAGAAAUUACUUAGCGCUGCAGGAACUGCACAAGGAAUUUGGGCCGUCCCACUUCAACGUCCUGGCUUUUCCGUGCAAUCAGUUUGGAGACGCCGAGCCACGCCCAAGCAAGGAGAUAGAAUCUUUCGCGAGAAAGAACUACCGAGUAACCUUCCCGUUCUUCCACAAGAUUAAGAUUCUAGGAUCUGAAGCAGAGCCUGCGUUUAGAUUCCUCGUUGGUAAAUAUCCAUCUUGCCUCUCCGAUGUAAUGUUUUCAGUCGCCUUUCGAUUCUGA